Messenger RNA from Salvelinus fontinalis (brook trout), 12015 nucleotides. RefSeq names its product G patch domain-containing protein 8-like. The transcript is spliced from 8 exons. Bases 6173 to 10681 code for a protein of 1502 amino acids. NCBI's taxonomy places the organism in Eukaryota, Metazoa, Chordata, Actinopteri, Salmoniformes, Salmonidae. Gene Ontology annotation, molecular function: nucleic acid binding. Gene Ontology annotation, cellular component: nucleus. The record is from RefSeq and is a predicted model, not a curated record.
CCUCAUCCUUCACCCCUGCACCGUUUUGGACAAGCCCAGCUUGAAACUGUGUGUGUGUGAGAUAAUUAAUGAUUGGUCCAGAGAAAGAGGAAUAGAGCCUCGCCCCUUUCAUUCACCCUGUACUGCCUGUGUGAUAGACACAUCCAGUGUUCCCUUGACAACCAUUCUCCCUACCAAAUCAGUAGAAUCACUGUAGACCCCUCCCUUCCCAAGCCCUCUGCUUCCUGUGCCAUUUCCUGUGUGCUCUUAGCUGGAUGAAUAGGAUUAUUAUUCAUUAUUAUAUUUGACUUUAAUCGUAGCUCUUAACUCUGAAUUUGUGUCUGUCUUUUUUAAGCCCGUUUUCAGUCAUCCAGGCACUAGUUCACCAGAUUGUUAGAGUGGAGUGGAUAAGGCACUGUAUGUCCUCUAGGGAAGCGUGAGGUCCCUGAGUUUAGUAGUGGAAGUUUGCUUAUCCCUGUUUGCCUCCCUUGCCCUCGGUGCUAAAUUACACCGUGGCUAUUUAGCAAUAAAGGCCAUUUGUACUAACCUCUCUAGCCCCCUCAACAACAUCUCUCUAGCCCCCUCGACAACACCUCUCUAGCCCCCUCGACGACACAGACAGACAGACAGACAGACAGACAGACAGACAGACAGUUAAACAGUUCUUAUAUAUUUAAACACACACACACAGUUAAUUAUAUCUUGCUAGCACCCUAACCACUGAAGCACUAUCACAAGAUGGACAUACUCACGAGGGGUCCUGUCGAUAAAUAACAUCUAAUCUAAUACUCUCUGGGCUAACAAGAUUAGAAGCGUAGUCUGACCUGAUUUGGGAAAGGAAAGAGACUCGGUACCUUAUCUACUCCACAUCAAGAGAAGAGAAACGGUGUAGGCUUGGAGGUGGAAGUAUAUGUUUAGUAUUUGUGUGUGUGGAGUUUGUGUACUCUGUGUGUUUGUGUGUAUAUAGGACAGUUAUCUCAGAACAUUACAGUAUUGUACACAACUUGGGGUGUUGGACAUUUCUCUCCUGCAGCGAAUUGGCCCCUAUUAGCUAAGCAGCAAUGACCCGCCCAGUAUUUUAAAGCCAGGAUAACAUUGGGCACCGGCUGCUUCAGAAACAUGGCUGGAAGCUGGGGCAGGGACUGGGCAAAACCAUGCAGGGUAAGGUUUGUUGGAUUCCCUCUGUAUGUCUGUGUGUGUUUCUCCCACUCUCUACAAUUGACCUCAAUGUAACGCCGCCCUUUACAACGCAGGCUAAUACUGGCCUCCCUCGGCUUCCUCCUCUUGUCUUUAUAAAACCACUAAACUAUUAUUUCACUUUUCACAAUCUGCUCACAAGUACCUACAGUGCUUUGAUUCUAAGUACGAAAACCCAGACAAAUCCAAUUAAAAUCAAGGUAGAUCCUAGUAACCAAAGAUUGCAUCACAUCCUGUAGAAUCACCAGCUCCAAGUCUCUUUAGAUUUGUGUUUGUCCCUUUGAGUGUCUGUGGCUGCCAUGGUUGGGGGUUCUGAUUGGCUGUGACCACGGCUCAGUCUUUUGAAUGGCUUGCAGAUUAGCCCCCCCCUCCAUCUGCCUGUAUCUACCUUCAAACCCGUGGAGUGAGUGUGUACUGUAUGUAUGUGUGCGGUUGUCAUGUGGUACUGAGACAUGUGUAUUUGUGUGUGUCAGUCACUGACGGGGGGCCCUAGGGAGAACUUACAGGGAAAACCUCACAACCCACCCGUGCACCCAAAAUGUGUCUGCCCCUCCCUCCCAUGUCCACCAACGUCACACACACCCAUCAUCCCUCUCCUUUUGGCCUCCCCCCCCUGCACAGCAUGCAUGUCCCAGAGGUUCAACCCUGCCUGCCUGGACUAUCAUUCCUCUGGGGAUUUAAGCAGUGCUCUGUAUAGGCUACCGUGCUACACUCAAAGAACCCUUCAUAUGCUCCAUGGAGUACUUCAAAUUCAGCUCUAAAUAAUCAUUUGACUGUUAUUUUCCUGUUGUUGCACACUUACAGUGCAAGACCAAGUCUCCUAAGCACUGCUCAAAGCCCUGUGGGCCCCCUUUUUCAGGUACCGUUCUGUUCACCAUCCUGGGGGUAAGCAUGUCCCAAACUGAGCUUGCUGACAGUGAGGGGAUUUGGGGGAAUCUCGGCUAACCAGGCUGACAAAGACAAACAUCUGUCUGUGCUGCUGACAGAGGGGAGAAUGGUGGCUGUGUGUCGAGUGGUGUUCUGUUGUCAGGGGCAGCUGAUUGGUUGCAUGCUCGUAUCGAAUGAGGCAUGGUCAUUCCUCUUUACUGUACUAGAUGCGUUAGAUAGAUAGAUAUUUUAACACGCUACAUUUAAAGCAUGAUCUGUAGGACAGCCGGACAGGGAACCUCGCCCUGUUCUCCUGUUCCAAGUGGAUCUGUCCUCACAUUCAGCUGUUUAAACAAUCAUCCCCUACCCUGCAGAACAGAGUCCAACUCAACUCCCCCAGAGCUCUUAUCUGAUGGGGAUGUUAUUGAAGCCAGCUGCUGGCUCUAGCUGUCAUUCUUUGGGGUAGGGCGAAGGAAGAGUGAGGGGUGUUGGGAGUUACUUACCACAGAUAUGCGGCGUAUAGGAGAGAGGAACAGGAGGUCCUAGGCACUCAUGGGAUAUUGGGGUAGUAAGAGCCAGGAUUGGGGACUGGGACGGUGGGUGAGAGAGUGGUGGUGAGAGGAGAUCCCUGUAAGCACCCAGAGGGCUAAGAGUGAAGAAAGGAGAGGAGGGCCCCCCAAACUCCCAUCCCCACCACAUCCACCCUUCUCUAUGUGCCUCGAAUCUUCCUGCUUAACCAAUUGGUGUUUCUUUUUUACAGCGAUUUGAUCCUGCCCAUGUUGUGCUGAUGGUAAACUUAGUGGUAAAUGUUAUUUUUCCCCCGAUUGAAUUGUUUUUAUUUUAUUUUGUUUUUUUCCCUCCCAUUUCUUUCAUUUGUUGUUUUCCUGUCAUCAGAGCACCAAUGCUACAUAGGCUUUCAAUUCUCUCUCAGUAUUAGUACUCAUUCUGCUGCUUGUAUAUUAUCAUAUAUAUACAUUUACAUUACUCUUAGAAACAUUCUCAUUUUGUUUGUUUUCAGUUUUUAGUUUUUUUUAACCUUGUGAUUCACACUGUGAUUUAGAUGCACACUUUUUUGUCCGGUCCCUUUGUUGUCCACUGGAAUGGGUAAUGCUGAAGGUAUUGUCACUGUGUUUUUAAAAAUGGUUAUAGUUGGGGACAUCUCUUGUAAUUGUAAAAAAAAAAAAAGGUAUUUCAUGAAGAUUAGGUGCCUGGAUUGUGACUCCUCCCCUGUGUUCUCAGUGAACUGGUCCAUUGGUGGAGAGCUUUACUGCAGUGGCCUGUCUGUCCGUGGGCUGGUCUCAAGCAGUCCCCCUUGUGGUUGGACUGCUCAAUAUCCAUCCCCCUCUAAUUAGGGACUGAUUUAGACCUGGGUGCAAUUCAUUAUCAGUUGGAAUAGGCACUGCAUUGUCAUUUGGAUGUCUGCAUCGACCGUGCAGCAUUUAUGGUGAUACGGCCUCUGCGCAGGUCAGGACAUUGGUACGUCUUGCGCUUCGGGGAGCAGAGCUGUUGUCGAGGAAGUUUGUUUUUAUACAGGACCUCCCACCUACUGUCAAUCAAUCAUGUCAUUUCGGAGCAUUCAACAUUAUUACAAAAUGAUGAGGGGCACACGGAGAUGCGAUACGGAGCCUCAUUUGGCAAUUGCGUCACACCAUCCACCCUGCCUUAGUGUCCAACCGGCAGACAGACACUGUAGUGGGGUUUGGAGUCCAGACAGGCCCUUAUUUGAUCCACAUGCGGCUAUAAUUUAAGAAUUAGGAUUAUACCAUUGGGCUGUGACCAUAACAAGGAUACAAGAACAAUUCGGAGAACAGACAGAUGUUAAGAGAGGAUUCAAAUUCAUAAAAAAAAUAUUUAAAAAAACCCAUGGGCUAGGAAUUAAUUAGUCUCACAUCUGUAUUCUGGCACUAAUGAAUACAUUAGGUAUGUAAGCCUAUGCUGCUGCCCUAUUAUACAAAUGCUGAUUAUCACGCUGGCUUCCAUUGCAAUAGAGGACUGUAGUCAGUCGGCACAUAAGUCCUUAGUCACUGUAUUAUCACUAGCCCCUUUUAAUAAGUCUGGUUUUAUGCGAUCAGACCGCUAAUGUCGUUACAGCACCACAUUAUUAGUAUUAAUCACAUGAUUUAAGAUGCAAACCAAACAUGCUCUUUUAGCUUCAGAAUGCUAGUGAAGUAGGGGGGCAUGUGGAUUAGGAUUAAGCAAUAGUACAAGGGGGUGUGGGAUAUGGCCAAUAUAACACGGCUAAGGGCUGUUCUUAGUUACGACGCAACACAGCGGUCCUAGAUACAGCUGUUGGCUGUGGUAUAUUGGCCAUAUAUCACAAACCCCCGAGGUGCCUCAUUACUAUUAUAAACUGGUUAUCAAUGUAAUCAGAGCAGUAAAAAUUAUUUGUUUGUCAUACCCGUGGUAUAAGGUCUGAUAACCACGGAAGUGGUGUUGGAGGGCCAGUAGGAGGCACUCUUUCCUCUGGUCUAAAAAAAAAUAUCCCAAUGCCCCAGGGCAGUGAUUGGGGACACUGCCCUGUGUAGGGUGCCGUCUUUCGGAUGGGACGUUAAACGGGUGUCCUGACUCUCUGAGGUCAUUAAAGAUCCCAUGGCACUUAUCGUAAGAGUAGGGGUGUUAACCCCGGUGUCCUGGCUAAAUUCCCAAUCUGGCCCUCAAACCAUCAUGGUCACCUAAUAAUCCCCAGUUUACAAUUGGCUCAUUCAUCCCCCUCCUCUCCCCUGUAACUAUUCCCCGGGUCGUUGCUGCAAAUGAGAACGUGUUCUCAGUCAACUUACCUGGUAAAAUAACGGUAAAAUAAAUAAAAAAGAAUUCAGCCAAUCAGCAUUCAGGGCUCAACACCCAGUUUAAUAUGGCUAAUAGGUUGUGCUAUGUGGUAAUAAUAGUUAGUCAUUAUUUGUUUCUGAUUGUGGAUUUGUUAAUUCCUAGCCCUGUUAGCUAUAGACAAGCAUCUUUAAAAUGUUCAUAAUCGCACUUGCCCAAGGGUAUAAACUGAGUCUAAAAUUGAUCAAGAGAAUAAUAACGUAAUCUUGAGUAAGGAGAAAAAGAAAAAAAACUGAAACCAAACUGAAGUGCUGAUUGGACUCUUAUCUGAUUUACUGUGAACCUGGCUGCCAACCAACAGCCACUGCUGCAGCAGACUAGUCCAAAUUCUGUUUUGUGCCUUUUUGUUUUGAGAACCCCUGUCUGUCUGUCCAACCCCACCCCAUACCCUAUUUUCUCAGGUAAGUAUCCCCUCCCCUGCAAUGUCACCACGGCGAUUCCUGGCCUGUGACGUCACUCUGCUGUAGUUCAGUGCUUGUCCUUUAUUUACUCCCCCCCCCCCCCCCCCCCCCCCUCUCUCUCUCUCCCUCUCUCUCUCUGCUUCGUUUGGCUGAUUAUGAGUGGAUUAAGCAAUUACGUGUCAAAUCUCCAACAUAGUUUUGAUCUUUUUCUGUUUCAUUCUGUUUUCUGGUUGUUUUUGGUUGGUUCAUUUAUUUUUCUGAAGUUAAUUUCCUUCUGAUCUAGCUCUUUUCACAGCUUACGUAACAUGGCUUAAGUAGACUGAGGGAAAGAGGGGGAGAGUCUGUUAGGCCAGGGCCAUGAUGAGAGGCCUGGGGUAGAGGGGGACCAGAGGCUGGGUCUCCUAUGGGACAGUACAGGAGGUUGUGGGGUCAGUCACUGGGCAGUUCAGAGCCGGGUGAUGGGGAGGCUGUACUAUGUUGUCGCAGUGGUGUUCUGCUCAGUAAUCUGAAGCAGCUGCGUCAGCCAGCCCCUCUGGCAGUAUUGUCCUUGGUAAACUUGGCGUUCUUGUUGAACAGGACUGCGGUACUGGAGGAGGGAGGGGAGAGAGAGGCUACGCUCAGCACUUUGAGACUGGAGGGAGAUACUGCGACAGAUACAGGCUUAAACCCUGUCCUUGCCACUCCGUUUUUCUCCAGUAUACUUUAUCCCUCCGUUUCCUUGUCCUCUCCCCCUCCCUUAUCCAAGUGGACGUCUCUGAACUGCUCAUAUGACCUCUGCUGGUUACCUCUUAGAACUAGGAUCAGUGCAGCAAUUUGGAUGCAUCUUUCUAGAAAGAGAACCCAGCUGAGAAGUAGUCGGGGUACUUAAGCUGUGCUGUGCCUGGUGGCUAUGGUAAGCUGUGAGAAUGGCUGGUGUUUGGUUCACUGUAGCUUUUCUGGUCUCUUUGCACUUCAAGGCAAUAUUCUCUAACCCCAGCACCCUGUGCUCUAAAAGCAGGCUGUCCCUGAGCUGUCCCAGUGUCAGAGCCUCACCUACCCCUCUCUCUGUCUCUCUCCCCCCAGGACGCACCGACCCUGUGCCAAUCAUCCUCAAAUAUGAUGUCAUGGGGAUGGGACGUAUGGAGAUGGAGUUGGACGUUGCCGAAGAUGCUACAGAGAAGAGGAAAGUGCUGGAGGUGGAGAAGGAAGUCACAGAGGAAUUACAGCAGAAAUACAAGGACCAGGUGGAAAAGGAGAAGGCCAUCGCUAAAGCCCUGGAAGACCUGAGGGCCAACUUUUACUGUGAGCUGUGUGAGAAACAGUACCAGAAGCACCAAGAGUUUGACAACCACAUCAACUCGUACGACCACGCUCAUAAGCAGAGGCUUAAGGAGCUGAAGCAGAGGGAGUUUGCGAGAAACGUGUCAUCACGCUCCCGGAAGGGUGGGAAGAAGCAGGAGAAGCUGCUACGCAGGCUGCAUGAGCUAGCUGAGCAGAGGAAACAGCAGAACCGUACCCCGGGAAGUGGUCCCAUGUUCAAACCCACCACCGUGGCAGUAGACGGGGAGAAGGGUGAAGAGGGGAGUGCUGUAACCCCCGAGUAUGUUCCCCCUGCAGACACUGCCAUGGAGGGCUUGUCAGGGGAGGAGAAGAGCAGUAGGGGUCAGGCCUCCCCCAAACCAGCCACCACCAUCAACUUCUCCCUGGGGAAGAGGAGCUCAUCCCCGGCCGGGUCCUCCAAGGUCAGCGUGUCCUUCUCCUUCGCCAAGAAACCCCCGGUGAAGCUGGAGACGGUCGCAGCAGUGUUCGCUAAACUCCAUCAGGAUGAUGAGGAGGAGGAGGAGGGGGGACAGGAGGAGGGAGGGGAGAAGGCCGCGGGACAGGAGGAGACCUCCGGCUGCAGCACCGAGAGCCCCAAGGGAGGAGGAGGGGGGAAUGGAACAGCAGGGCCAGAGGAGGAGGAGCAGCAGGAGGAGCAACUACAUCAAGAACAACCAGAGCAGGAGGAAGAGGAUGACGGCGCCUCCCUAGCCUCCACUCUCAACAAGCUGAAGAUGAUGAUGAAGAAGGAGGAAGGCUGGGCCGGCCAGGAGCCUGAGUACUACCACUACAUCCCACCAACCCACUGCAGAGUCAAACCCCGCUUCCAGUUCCUGGUGUUCAUGAAGGCCACAGACCAGUGUGAGAUCAGGGAGCAAGAAGAAGAAGAAGAAGAGGUGGAAGAGAAGAAGACCGAGAAGGUGGUAGCAGAGGUUUCUGAGCAGACACAGCCAAAAGCUACUGAGUGCAAAUCAGACGAGCCAGAGAAGACUCCUGCAGCUCCAGUCACAGAGCCCACUCCUACAUCACCUAAACUGAAGACUGAAGAGGCCUCUGCCAGCUUCACAGACCCCCCUCCCACAACGGCCCCCACUGUAGUACCAGACAGCAAGCAGGAGACCCCAGUCCCAGAGCCCAACUCGGGCCCCAAAAUCCCCACCAGCCCCUUCUUCCUGGUCCUGAGCAAAGACGAGAGCACCACUCUGCAGUGGCCCUCGGAGCUGCUGGAUUUUACCAAGGCUCAGCCCGCCCUCUCUUACAGCUGCAACCCCCUGUACUUCGACUUCAAACUGUCCCGCAACAAAGGGGUCCGUGCUGGACGAGCAGCAAAGUCCUCCAAGCCCGCUGGUGAAGGAGCUGAGAAGAAAAACAAUCCUGAGGCAGCUGCUGCAGUCAACGAGGGGCAUGCUGCUGCUGCCACCACCACCCCUGGGCCCAGCACUGACAACACUGAUAAGGAGCAGCCCUCCUUAAAAAUAGAGGGUUCCCAAGGGGAGACUGAGGAGCAAAAACUACAGAGUAGCACAAGCGGAGCCAAGAAGAAGAAGAAAAAGAAGAAGAAGAAGCAUAAGAAAUCUGGGAAAGGCUCCAAGCGCAAAGAAAAAGAGAAGGGAGCCGUAGUGGACGGGGACGCGGAAACUGCGAUCCUAGGAGAGAAAACCAAAAAGAAGAAAAAACACAAACGAAAGAAGAGCAAAAACAAAGGUGAGGGGGAAGAGGGAGGUGGUGGUGAUAAGGAAAAGCCUAAAGAGGAAAAAGCAGUAGCCGCAACGGUUUCUAGUGCUCCCCCAGCACCAGCAGGAACAGGAUCUGCUACAGGAGCGGAACCCGGGAAAAGGAAACGACCAGCCAAAGAAGCACUUCAGAAGUCCGGGGCAGAGGAAGGUGGGGCAGGGAAAGGCUCUGACGAGGCCAAGCCCUCUGAGGAGCACAACGGCACCAAGCGUCUGAAGACAGACCCCAGCGCCCCACCCAGCGCUUCCUGCUCCUCCUCGGCCCAGAAGAGCCCCGGGCCAGGCAAACCACCCAGCAGUGAGAGUGAGGAGGAAGGAGGUGGAGGCUCAGCUUCCCGAUCCAGCCGCCGCAGGUCCACGCCCCGGGAGGGGCGCCGGCACCAGAGCGAUGACUCCGGCCGCUCCCGAAGCCGCUCGUCGCGUCGGGGAGACGGGCGAGGGAGCAGCCGGAGGCGGCACCGCGGCCAGGCAUCCCGUAGCCAGUCAGACUCCAGCAGCUCGGAGCGUUCCUCGAGCGCCUACAGCCGGCGCAGCCGCAGCUACUCAGACAGUUACAGUGACGACAGUGACGGGGGCCGCCACCGGAGACACUCUAAACGCUCCUCUGACUCCGAGUACGAUCGACGGGGAAGCGGCGGGCGGCGGCGCUCCAGAAGACGUCACUAUUCUUCCUCGUCCUCGGAGGACUCUCGCUCCCGCAGCCACAGCCGCAGGAAGAGGCACCAGCGGCGGCACCGGAGCAGCUCUCGGAGCUCUAGCAGCAGGAGCUGCAGCAGCAGCACCAGGUCGUGGAGACGCAGCUACAGCCGCAGCCACAGCUCAGCCAGCCGCUCCUCCAGCUCCACCAAGGGCUCCCCUUACCGGGGUCGUGGAGGCCAGGGGGGCCACAGGGGCCGGGCAGACAGCGCUACACGGCGCCGAGACUUCAACCGCUCCUGCAUCUACCGCUCCCAGUCCCCCCGCUCUGCCUCAUCACGAGCCCCAAACCGCAACAGCAGCUCCCAGAGCCAGAGGGCAGGGGGGUCCCGGGGAGAAGGAGGGGGAGACCAGAGGAACUCUUCCUCACACUUCACCGCCCGCCAGCUUCUGGAUAAGAUCCAGUCCAGGAAGGGAUCUGAUGUCCCAACCACAGGGACCAAAUCUGGCGCCAAGAUCAAGGACCCACCAUCGGGCUACUUUGGGCCCAAACUGCCUCCAGCUCUGGGCAAUAAGUCCAUGCUGCCCCUGUUCGGUAAGCUGCAGGCAGGGAAGAAAUUCCCUGCGAUCCCCCUGACCCGGCCCGAUGGUGGAGAGAAGUCAUCAGCAGGGAAAGGUUCAGAUGCCGGGGGAGAGGUCAUCCUGAUGGAGCCCAUCCGGGAGUUCCCCCCACCGCCUCCCCCUCCACCAGCUCAUAAGAAGGUGGAGGAGACGGUAGUAGUAGUCCAGGAAGCCCGCCACCUCACCCUGGACGCACGGGUUCUUCAUGAGCCCCGGCCGCUGUUCCAUCAGGAGCCCUCCAUGCUGAUGCCCCCAUACCAGGGCGAGCCGGGACAGGACCCCUCCCAGAACCCCAUGAUGGAGCCACUCAUGCCCGACAUGCAGCAGCAGCCACCCCCCAUGCACGCCUACCCCAACUACCCCCCGCCCAGCCUGGAGGAGGAGGACAUGGGCAUGGAGGCAGAGGAGAACGGUCUGGCCCCGCUGGAGAGCCAGCCCAUCACCUUCACCCCAGAGGAGAUGGAGAAGUACGGCAAGCUGCAGCAGGCCGCCCAGCAGCACAUCCAGCAGCAGCUCCUGGCCAAGCACAUCAAGACCUUCCCCUCAGCCGCAGCAGCACAGGCUGCAGCAAACAUGGCUGCAGCAGCGAACCAUCUGCAGCCGGCACCCCCUCCCCCCCAGCAGCAGAUGAUCCAGAUCCACCAGCCUGCCGUGUCUGCAGCCUCGGCUACCUCCAUCACCACAGUACAACACCUCAUCCAGCAGCACCAUGCCGCUCAGGCUGCAGCCAUGGGCAUCCACCCACACGGCCCCCACCCGCACCCCCAGUUAGCCCAGGUCCACCACAUCCCCCAGCACCACCUCACCCCCAUUUCCCUAUCUCACCUGGGACACUCUCUGGGCCACACUCUGGGCCACCAGUUGGGAGUGGGACACGCUGGACUGAUCCCUGCCCACCACACGGCCUUCCUCAAUGGCCAGCCCAUACACAUUAUCCCAGCCUCAGCACUUCAUCACCACAGCCCCUUAGCCCUCCACCACAUACCACACUCAUCCCUCUACCCAACGCUGUUCGCCCCCCGGCACUCUAACGCCGCUGCGGCAGCCGCACUGCAGCUUCACCCCUUCCUGCACCCCAUCUUCUCAGGGCAGGACCUCCAGCACCCCCCUAACCACGGCUCCUGAGAAAGACCUUCACUAGAGCCAUGUGUCCACAUCAGAGGAGGGUGUUUUGGCCAGAGCAGGCCUGGUUAAACAUCAGAGUUAACAUGGAGAGAGGGAGGUGUAGUGGCACCAUUGUGCAGCAGGUGAUGAUGAGAAUAUCAUCAGACUGGCCACCAUUAGACCACUGGCCAGACAGAGGUGCUGUGAUAUGCUGCCUGUGCAGAGGUAAACAACAGACAUUUACUGUGGGCUCUUUGAAUGGACCCCUCCGAACAGUUGACUGACAUUCACCCUGAGGUUUCUGGACAGGGUGGGAGAGGGUUUGAGGCAACCUCAAAUCUAAGACGGCAGUUUGUUUUGAAUGGGAACCCAGUUUAAAAGGGGGGGGGGAGCAGAAAUCUCUGGAGUAUUUUUUUUGUCCCACAGUUUAUAACUGAUUGUCGCUGUCAAUGUUCUUCUUUGUUUUUACAGCCAAAGAGACGCAGUGGCUGAAGCCAUAAGCAGGAUGGUGUUGGGGGAGAUGAGAUGGGGACAAGACGGGGUUUAGGGUGACAUCCAUGACUGGAAACAGCCUUGACUUUGUAAUGUAAUCUGGUGGCUCUAGUCUACUGCCUGAAUUCUGUUGUCAUUAAUAUCUAAUUUUCUCACAUGACUACUUGCUCUCUUCAUGACCCGUAAUAUUCACCAACAAUUUGUAAUACGGUAUGGUGUACAUAGAUCACUGAGCAAUGUGAAGUAUCCCUCUAAUAUGAUGGGCAUAUAAGGAAUGUUCUUUAUUACUGACUAAUGAAAUGUUGCCCAUAAGGAAAUUAAAAUGGUCACUGGUGGGGGAACACCGAUAAGAGGGGUGAAGCUCAAGUUUUAUUGGAGGUACUGUGGGGGGGUCUCACCCGCUUAGUGCUGUAGGGUUAAAGGUCAUGUUGUUCCAAGUGGUAGUGGUUGUAUAUUGAAAUGACUUGCACUGAAAUCUGUACAUCAAGAUGCUGCUUUCGCAUCAUGUAACAAAUGUAUGAUUGUAGUAUACUGCAAUAAUUGUAUUUUAUUUUGUUUUUGUUUCUAAAUUAUUUUCCAAAAUGCUCCUCAAAAGGUGAUGUUUUUCCUCUCGUGUAAUUUUUGCUCAAUGUAAAUAAAAUUGCUGUAGUUAACCCCAAUAACAUUCUAGGGGUUUGUUGCUACUGUAAAAAAUAAAAGAACUGAAGGAAUGAAGAUGGACAAGAAUACUUUAUCGAGGCAUUUUCUGAACUAUUAUCCUGUAUGGGAAGGAUUGGGUGACGGGACUGCCCUGUAAGGGACAGCAAUGGUAUGUCUUUUUUAAAUAUGAUGCGUCAACAAAUAAAGAGUUUUGAGUUGCUACA